AUGCCCGCCCCAGCCCCCUUUCCACCCCAGAAUCAACCCGCCACCGCCCUCUACCCCGCCCUUUAUCUCUACCCUCUCAACGACACAUGGGCUCCCAAGCACAUCGCCCUCACCAAUCAACACACCAAGAUCGGACGACAGACAUCCUCUAAGACCGCUCCUGGCGAGCGCAAUGGGUUUUUCGACUCGAAAGUGCUCAGCAGGCAGCAUGCAGAAGUGUGGGAGGAAAAUGGCAAAGUGAGUAGCCUCCAUCUCCGUGCUUCGUCCCCUUCCUACGACCUACGCCUUUUCGAACACAUAUCUCUACUCUCGGUCGUUGUUAUUCGUAUGACUCUGCACUUCGCCCUUCCGCUGUCCGACUACACUGGUACUCCCAUGUGUGACCUCAUCGACGACGACCCACAUAAUAUCACGUCCAGCAUUGCGUCCCCUUCUGCCGCUGCACCGCCGUUGCACCUCUUUUAUCGAUUUCGUUCAUGUUUCGUCCUUUCCCCUUCUGUCAUUUUCAUAAAAGACGUCAAAAGUUCCAACGGCACAUUCAUAAACGGUGAACGGCUCAGCAGCGAAGGACACGAAUCCGAGCCCUUCGAACUCAAAAGCGAUGACAUCGUCGAAUUUGGCAUCGACAUUAUUGGGGAAGACAACAAGACGAUUAUCCACCACAAAGUCGCCGCCCGCGUCGUGUGCGUUUUCUCGGAGCAAGAUGCCCAAGUUGCCGCUCGCGCCGAACAACACCAGCAGCAGCAGCAUCUCCAACAACAGCAGUACCUGCAGCAACAAGCCUCAACAUCUGGCCUCGGUGGCCCAUCCUCAUUAGGCCAAUCUGUUAACGGCGUCAAUGGUGGCAUGGGUGCCCAGAAUUUCCCCUUCGCCUCUGCACAGCGGAGAGCGCAGCUCGCCCAACAGGGAUUAGGCGGCAUGGGCGGUAUGCGUCCGCCUGGGAAGACGGGCCUCAGCUUUGAGGUCGUUUUGAGCCGGCUGCAGGGCGAGCUACAGAAGAGUCGCGAGACGGGUGCGGAGCUAACGUCGUUGACGGGCGCGAUGGGUGAUAUAUGCGAUACGCUGGGGGGCAAUGUCCCGUCAGCACUACCAUCGUUCCCUGCCACUCUCCCUCCUGUACGGCCUUCUCAAGAACCGCAACAACCGCCUCAACAAAGCUCUUCGUCAGCGCCUGCUCCACAUGGCACCUCUUCACCAUCACCACCCAGCUCCGACCCUCCAGCUGCAUCGUCAAUACCUGUGGCUGCCAUCUCCGACAUCCAAGCGCAGCUUCGUGAACUCCACGAGAGCCAAUCGACACUGACGGCUCACCUUGAGCGGAUACGGGCAUUGGAGGGUGUCGUAGACGAGCAAGAGAACGUGCGGAGGGAGGUCCGGGCCCUGAGAGGACUUCUGGAGGAGCGCAGUCGGGAGGAAGAACUACUCCAACGACGUGUCCGGGAGCAUCACGAGCAAGAACCCCGGGAUGGAUUUGAUGAAGAUGAAGAGGAGAUGGUGGGCGAUGAUGAUGAUGAUGCAAGGAGUAUCUCUACUGUCAUCCCGCACGAACUCGAGCGAGUCGACGAAGAAGAUGAGGAGGGAUUGGAGGAUAUUCAUCACUCGUCGCAAGAUCCUGACUCCACCCACCAUGAUUCCGAAGGGACCCACGACGGCGACGCCCAUGCAGCAGAGCAUACGGAGGAGAAUGCUGAAGAACAGGAGCGACGACGAGCGGAGGACCUCGAGGUUUCGCGGCCGCGGACACCAGAACCGACGCGGAUCAUGGGUGGCCUACGCGAAUCGGAUUCUUACCCUGGAUCGGGACCUUCCCGGACGGGGUUACUUGGUGCGCCAGGGAUGGCUCGGCGAAGCUCAGUCGGAUCGCCAUUGUCCCAGGAGGUGUCCUCGACCCCGGAAACCGUCUCGGACUCAUCUACCUCAAACGCAGUGCCCCCCGAGGAGAUAUAUGCGCAACUCUCGAAGCUCUCGCAGCAAGUCGGCGCCGUAGUCGCUCUAACGACAAGCCUUGAAGCACAGCACUCCAAAGCUCAGAACGUCAUCAAGGAGCUCGAAGACCGCGUUGGGAUGCUCGAAGGCCUGCUCAAGGAGGCCAGAAGCACGAAGGAUGUCCGCGAGCCGGCCGAAUCUGAGUCAUCCGAGGACAGCAAGCACUCGUCGCUCGUGUCUAUGAUCACCGAGUGGAAGAAGUCUGUUGAGGGUCAAUGGACUGCUGUUCAAGAGGAAUGGACCUCCGAGCGAGAGCGGCUUGCGAAGGCGAGAGAGGAGUGGGUGGCGAAGGCCCGUGCCGUCGACUCAGGGCUCGAACGUAUGGAUUCCGGCAUCGAGAAGAUGACGAAGCUCCAGGAGAGGGUCGACGGCGGCCUCGUACGGUUAGGCAAGGUCGAGGAGGGGUUUGAGAGGACAUCCAAGGUCGAGGAGAGGGUGGGCAAGGUCGAGGACAGGACGGAGAAGCUCGAGGGUACGCAACGGAGCUGGGGCGAUGAACGACGAGAUAUCCUAGACCGGAUACAGUCGUUGCAAACCACCAAUGCGAUCCACGGCCAACUCUCGCACCACCUCUCGAUGGCGAACGGAGACGUCCUGAAGCACAACGGCGGCCUCGUGACUCCCCCAUCACCUCGGUCGCAGUCCUCUGACAGUGCUGGGAGAUAUGGAAGGAGGCGCCGCAGUCGUAAAUCAUCGGGCUCAAGAGGGCGGUCGUCGUCGAGAGGCAGGGCCAGCAGUGGGUCGAGGGGCGACCUCGAGAGAGAUGAGGACGCCGAUACGGAUGCAACCCUCGCGUCAUCGACUGAGGGUGACGUCGAAAAGUCUGCUUCUCGACUUUCAGGUACGAUUGCUGCCGCUGCAAGAGCCUUGGCCACGCCGGAGCCGUCAGUAUACAAGCUCUCGUCUUCGAUCGGCUCACUCGAUUCCUCAUCACAACCUCAAGAGAAAGGAAAAUCGGUCGUCACAACAAGGUCGAACACGGAAGAUACGGCAAGUCUCAAGUCCAUUUUCGAACGUCUUUGGAGAGAAGUGCUGAUGCCUCUCCUCUCUUCCCUCUCCGCUCUUCUGUCUUGCGUCGGGAUUGACAACGCACAGAAUUUGUCUGGACUAGUUUCCGAGGAGCGGUCCACAGGUACCGUCGCGAAACACGGUUCUCACCCACAGAUCAAUGUACAGACGGCGGUGGGAGUGGUGCUACUGAGCGUCGCUGCCGCCGCCGUUUUUUGGAAAGUCAAACCGGAGUAA
Messenger RNA from Cyclocybe aegerita, 3231 nucleotides. The record is from the annotation of a GenBank genome assembly. NCBI's taxonomy places the organism in Eukaryota, Fungi, Basidiomycota, Agaricomycetes, Agaricales, Hemipholiotaceae.